This is a messenger RNA of Penicillium antarcticum, 5328 nucleotides long. Its product is annotated as type I polyketide synthase. Gene Ontology annotation, molecular function: 3-oxoacyl-[acyl-carrier-protein] synthase activity; fatty acid synthase activity; phosphopantetheine binding. The transcript is spliced from 2 exons. The coding region runs from base 1 to 5328 and encodes 1775 amino acids. Lineage: Eukaryota; Fungi; Ascomycota; Eurotiomycetes; Eurotiales; Aspergillaceae. Gene Ontology annotation, biological process: secondary metabolite biosynthetic process; fatty acid biosynthetic process. The record is from RefSeq and is a predicted model, not a curated record.
AUGCAUUCUGAGCCUUCCACAUCCCGCUCCCAGGGAGCAUCUCCACCACCAAUUGAAACUCCAGUAACUGAAUACAGUGAAUAUGAGUUCUCCAGCGAUGUAGCCGUGGUAGGCAUGGCCUGCCGCGUGGCAGGAGGAAACAACAGCCCAGAACUUCUCUGGAAAUCGCUCCUCAGUCAGAAGAGUGCUGUCGGCGAGAUUCCAGAAAUGCGCUGGGAGCCCUACGCUCGUCGAGACCCACGAAAUGCAAAGGCUCUCAAGAAUACUACCAAACGUGGCUAUUUCCUGGAUCAUCUGGAGAACUUUGAUUGUCAAUUCUUCGGGAUUUCCCCUAAAGAGGCCGAACAGAUGGAUCCUCAACAGCGCGUGUCACUUGAGGUAGCUGUGGAAGCACUCGAGGAUGCCGGAAUUCCUACCAAAAGCCUGUCUGGGAGCAACACAGCAGUAUUCUGGGGUGUCAACUCGGACGACUACUCCAAGUUAGUGCUGGAAGAUCUGCCGAACGUCGAAGCCUGGAUGGGCAUCGGUACCGCAUACUGCGGUGUGCCCAAUCGCAUUUCCUAUCAUCUCAACCUGAUGGGACCUAGUACUGCGGUGGAUGCGGCCUGUGCUUCAUCUCUCGUCGCCAUCCACCAUGGAGUCCAGGCCAUCCGGCUGGGAGAGUCUCAAGUCGCAAUUGCCGGAGGCGUCAAUGCCCUGUGUGGCCCAGGAUUGACUCGCGUCCUCGACAAAGCUGGGGCUAUCUCGUCUGAUGGAUCCUGUCGCUCUUUCGACGAUAACGCCAAUGGAUACGCCAGAGGUGAAGGUGCUGGCGCUGUCAUCCUCAAAAGCUUGCAUCGUGCCCUACUGGACCAUGAUCACAUCUACAGCGUUAUUAAGGGCAGUUCCGUUGCGCAGGAUGGAAAGACAAAUGGUAUUAUGGCCCCUAAUGUGAAAGCACAACAAUUAGCAGCACGCAAUGCUCUCGCGGCUGCAAAUGUCGACCCUCAAACCGUGCACUACGUGGAAGCUCAUGCCACAUCUACACCACUGGGUGACCCAACUGAAAUCUCCGCCAUUGCAGCCGUCUACGGUACAGGUCGUUCUGCUGACGACCCAUGCUAUAUCGGGUCUAUCAAACCAAACAUUGGUCACCUGGAAGCCGGUGCGGGUGUUAUGGGCUUCAUAAAGGCAACCAUGGCCAUCCAAAAGGGUCUCCUUCCACCCCAGGCCAACUUAAAAAAGCUCAAUAGCCGGAUCGACUGGGCUACGGCCGGCGUAAAGGUCGUCCAGGAGGCAACCCCAUGGCCUUCCUCGGACCCCAUUCGUCGGGCAGGGGUUUGUUCAUAUGGAUAUGGAGGUACCGUUUCUCACGCAGUCAUUGAGGAGUUUGGUCAAAUCUUGCAGCCAGACCCACUGGAUGAUGUGACAGUUACUGGACCUGGCAUUCUGUUACUUUCCGGUCCCCAGGAGAAACGGUUAGCCCUGCAGGCCAAAACUCUGCAAGAGUGGAUGACGGCUCAGGGAACUGAGCAUGAUCUGAUGGAUAUUCUCACCACAUUGGCUACACGAAGAGACCAUCAUGACUACCGAGCAGCGCUUGUGGUUGAUGAUCAGCUUGAUGCUACUCGGGGUUUGCAAGCAUUCGCUAACGGGGUCGACAAUCCGUUCAAGACCCAGAGUCGGGUAUUGGGCGCAGAUGUUAGCAAGGAUGUUGUCUGGGUGUUUUCUGGGCACGGUGCGCAGUGGCCGGACAUGGGAAAACAACUCAUUCACAACCCUGUCUUUUACGGAGCCAUUCAGCCCCUCGACGAGCUGAUCCAAGCCGAAAUCGGCCUGUCGCCAAUAAAGCUGCUCCGGACGGGUGACUUCGAGUCUUCUGAUUGCGUCCAGAUCCUAACCUAUCUCAUGCAAAUCGGGCUCAGCGCCAUACUUCAGAGCAAGGGCAUCACUCCACAGGCUGUGAUUGGCCAUUCAGUUGGUGAAAUUGCCGCAAGUGUUGUGGCAGGAGCUUUAUCCCCUGUAGAAGGCGCGCUGAUUGUCACCCGCAGAGCGCGGUUAUACCGUCAGGUCAUGGGCAAGGGUGGCAUGAUUCUUGUCAACCUUCCUACCAAGGAGGUUGAGGAGAUUCUGACCGACCGGACUGACCUGGUGGUGGCCAUUGAUUCAUCGCCUUCUUCUUGUGUGGUUGCCGGAGACAAAGAAGCAGUGGUACAGGCUACAGAAGACUUCAAGACACGGGGCGUGAAAACUUUCACCGUGAAGAGCGACAUUGCUUUCCAUAGCCCAACCUUGAAUGGUCUUGUCAAUCCCUUGCGGGAUGCUCUCGCAGAGGCUCUGUCUCCCACUAGCCCCGCUAUCAAGCUAUACUCUACCGCACUGGUCGACUCUCGCGGGCAGGACCUUCGCGACGCAGCUUACUGGACCGAUAACAUGGUCAAUCGGGUGCGUCUCACCUCCGCCACGAAAGCGGCCGUUGAGGAUGGAUAUCGCCUCUUCCUUGAAGUCUCAAGUCAUCCAGUCGUGUCUCACUCUAUCAAUGAGACACUGAUGGAGACCGGGUUGGAAGAUUUCGCAGUCAUACCAACUCUACUUCGCAACAAGCCGACUGAGAAGCAUAUCCUGCAUAGCAUUGCACAGCUUCACUGUCGCGGUGCGGAAGUGAAUUGGAUGGCACAAAUGCCCGGACCCUGGGCUACCGGUUUGCCUACUACAACAUGGAUGCAUAAGCCUAUCUGGCGCAAGAUAGAGACAGCACCUCUUCACACUGGCCUCAUGCAUGACGUUGAGAAGCACACGCUUCUGGGACAACGCAUUGCAGUAUCGGGCACUGACACUGUUGUCUAUACCACGCAACUGGACAAUGAAACCAAGCCAUUCCCCGGAAGUCAUCCCCUGCACGGGACCGAGAUUGUUCCAGCUGCGGGUCUGAUCAAUACGUUCUUGAAGGGUACUGGUGGCCGUAUGCUUCAGAACGUGGUGCUCCGUGUUCCAGUCGCCAUCAAUGCUCCACGGUCCGUUCAGAUCGUGGUUCAGCAGGAUCAGGUCAAGAUUCUUUCCCGACUGAUCCCUAAUGAGCCCUCAGUACUGGAUGAUGAUGCGUCCUGGGCAACUCAUACUACAGCGUAUUGGGAUCCGGCAGUACUAGCUUCAGAAGAUCGCAUAGACCUCGCCGCUGUGAAAUCAAGGCUGCCCACCAAGCUGGCAGACAACUUCUCGAUUGACUAUCUGGACAAGGUGGGCGUCUCCGCGAUGGGCUUCCCCUGGGCGGUAACCGAGCAUUACCGCAAUAAUAAGGAAAUGCUAGCGCGUGUUGAUGUCAAUCCUGCGUUUUCGGGAGAUGCGCCUCUACCUUGGGAUUCGUCCUCCUGGGCUCCGAUUCUCGAUGCUGCUACCUCCGUUGGUUCGACUGUUUUCCAAACAGCUGCACUACGCAUGCCAGCCCAGAUUGACCGUGUCGAGAUCUUCACUACGCAAGAUCCACCCAAGAUCGGCUGGCUCUACGUCCAAGAGGCCUCCGAUACAGCACCAACCUCUCACGUGAGUGUACUUAACGAAGCGGGCGAUGUAGUUGCCAAAUUUACCGCCAUGCGUUUCUCCGAAAUUGAGGGCACAGUCGGUGUCAGUGGCAGCAUGGAGAGCCUCGUGCAUCAGAUUGCCUGGCCGCCUGCAACCCCGGCCGAAGAGCCCUUGUCUAUUACGACGGUGAUUCUGGUCUCGCCCGAUGCUAACGCCCGGGCCCAGUAUGCCGCAACACUGCCAUCCCAGAUCCGGUCUUUCCAAUUUCCUGCUGUACAGGACCUCUUCAGCAAUGCUUCAUCUCUCCCACUGGAGAAGGAAACCGUAGUGGCUUACAUUCCCGGGGCUGUGGCCUCGCUGGCGGAUGUUCCAGCAGCAUCUGAGUUGUUCACUUGGAACCUCCUCGAACUGAUCAAGUUCAUCGUCAAUGGCUCUCUGCCUAUCAAGAUCUUCACCCUCACCGACAACGUAAGUAAUGGUCAGACGGUCACUGCACUUGCGCAGUCCCCAUUGUUUGGCCUGGCUCGCAUCAUCGCCUGUGAGCAUCCGGAUAUGGGAUCCCUCAUCGAUGUUGAAGAGACCACCGUCCCCCUCGCAGCAAUGCGAUAUAUCCAAGGCGCGGAUAUCAUCCGAAUUAGCGAUGGAGUCGCCCGCACCGCCCGGUUCCGCAGUCUGCCGCGUAAUAAGCUGCGCCCUCUGAGCCAAGGUGCUCGCCUUCUUCCUCGCCCCGAGGGCACGUAUCUGAUCACUGGUGGACUCGGCGUGCUCGGACUUGAGGUCGCUGACUUCCUGGUCGAGAAGGGAGCCAGGCGUCUGCUACUCAUCUCGCGACGCGCUCUUCCCCCUCGUCGGACCUGGAACCAAAUCAGCCCGGAUCUCCAGUCAACUAUUGACAAGAUCCGCCAACUGGAGAGUCAAGGCGCGUCGGUCCAUGUGCUUCCACUUGAUCUCACGCAGCCGGAUGCAGUCAAACAGCUAUCAGAGGCGCUAGAUCGCCUUGCCCUCCCUGCGGUGCAGGGUGUCGUCCAUGCUGCUGGUGUUUUGGACAACCAACUAGUACUGCAAACCACGCGCGACGCCUUCAACAGGGUUCUGGCGCCCAAGAUCUCGGGUGCACUAGCUUUGCAUGAAGUAUUCCCCCCCAAGAGUGUUGAUUUUUUCGUCAUGUUCUCUUCUUGCGGAAACUUAGUCGGCUUCACCGGCCAAGCCUCCUACGGUAGCGGCAACGCGUUCUUAGACACUCUUGCCACGCACCGGGCCAGUCAAGGGGACACGGCCGUAUCAUUCCAGUGGACCUCCUGGCGAGGUUUGGGAAUGGGCGCCAGCACAGAUUUCAUCAAUGCAGAACUUGAAUCCAAGGGAAUCACAGAUGUGACCCGCGAUGAGGCCUUUUCUGCUUGGCAGCAUCUCGCAAAGUAUGAUAUUGACCACGGUGUAGUCUUGCGAAGUCGCGCCUUUGAAGACGGGGAGCCAAUUCCGGUGCCUAUCCUCAACGAUAUCGCAGUUCGACGCGUCAGCGCAAUGCCUAGCGGCGGGCAGGUGGCUGCAGGUUCCAAUGGCAGUGAUGCAAUGCCUACAUCGGGGCCAGCACUCAAGACAUACCUGGAUGAAAAGAUUCGGGAAUGUGUGGCCAAGGUCUUGCAGAUGGCGGCCAGUGAUGUGGAUUCGAAGGCUGCCCUGGCUGAUCUGGGUGUCGACUCGGUCAUGACCGUUACUCUGCGCCGCCAGUUGCAGCUGACAUUGAAAACCGCCAUACCUCCUACCCUGACGUGGAGUCACCCCACUGUCAGUCAUUUGGUGACGUGGUUUACUGAGAAGAUGAGUAAAUGA